Molecule: messenger RNA, 855 nt
Organism: Cladophialophora yegresii CBS 114405
Lineage: Eukaryota; Fungi; Ascomycota; Eurotiomycetes; Chaetothyriales; Herpotrichiellaceae
Product: dephospho-CoA kinase
Exons: 1
Coding region: 1-855 (284 amino acids)
Biological process (GO): coenzyme A biosynthetic process
Molecular function (GO): ATP binding; dephospho-CoA kinase activity
Source: RefSeq, a predicted model, not a curated record
AUGCGCGUAAUCGGUCUCACAGGUUCGAUUGCAACAGGCAAAUCAACUUGUUCCCAGACACUAUCCUCCCCACCCUACUCCUUGCCCUUGGUAGACGCCGACUUGCUAGCACGGAAAGCCGUGGAACCGGGAACAUGGGGAUAUCGUCGCAUAGUGUCUACAUUUGGACCCACGACACCAGAUCUGCUCCUUCCACCGUCGGAUCCGCUCUGUGAGGGCAAAGAGAAUGGCCCUACGGGGAAAGGGAGACCGUUGAAUAGACCCGCAUUGGGAAGAAGAGUAUUUGGGAACAGCGAAGAACGGACUCGAGACAGAAAAAAGCUGAAUGCCAUUGUACACCCUGCAGUGCGGUUUCUGAUGGCCCGAGCUAUGUUGUACUACUACCUGCGAGGACACUGGGCCGUCCUGCUGGAUAUUCCUCUGCUAUUUGAAUCUGGGUUGGACAUCUUCUGCACCACUGUCGUCGUGGUUGCUGUAUCAGAUCCGAAGAUCCAGAUGGAGAGAUUACGAGCGCGAGAUCCGCACUUGUCGGCGGAAGACGCAGAAAACAGAGUUAAAAGCCAGGUGGACGUUCGUGAAAAGGCCGCGCGCUGUGACCGGCGGAAUAAUGGCAAGAAAGACGCAGGGAAGGGCUUCGUGCUCUACAAUGAUGGCAGCAAGGAAGAUUUGAAGCUCCAGAUCGCCGACAUGAUGCAGAAAGUGAAAUCAGGGAGUCCUCGAUGGUGGAGCCUGCUGCUCCUGGUUUGUCCGCCUCUAAUGGCGACGGUCGCUUCUUGGGAGGUGCUCUGGAAUUGGUACGCCAGAAGGAAAACUAUCAACGAGAGAGGCGCAGAGCUGGCAAAGCCCAAACUUUGA